This is a messenger RNA of Blastomyces gilchristii SLH14081, 3128 nucleotides long. RefSeq lists its product as uncharacterized. The record is from RefSeq and is a predicted model, not a curated record. Lineage: Eukaryota; Fungi; Ascomycota; Eurotiomycetes; Onygenales; Ajellomycetaceae. The coding region runs from base 208 to 2553 and encodes 781 amino acids. The transcript has 5 exons. Gene Ontology annotation, biological process: transcription initiation at RNA polymerase III promoter. Gene Ontology annotation, cellular component: transcription factor TFIIIC complex. Gene Ontology annotation, molecular function: histone acetyltransferase activity.
GCAAAAUUUUAUCUGCGAGUUUAUAGGCAGGAACAUUAGUCAUUUUGAAGGGAAAGUGAGCUUUUUUGGUGUAAAAUAUUCUCGCAUAACCACUAGUUACUACUAUGGUAUGGUAUGGUGCUUUGAACACCAAAAACCUCGACUUAAGCCAUGGGAGCAGCAGCCUCUAAAAUGCUACGGUAGCUACCUGACAUUCCCCAUCAAGCCAUGACGCUCGAUCCUGUCGAACUAAAGCUUUUCCCAUCCUGUUUCGAUUGUAUUUCCUGGUCCCCGGAUGGUGAGCUCGCUGUUGCACUGGGGGAAUAUGUCCAUGUUCUAACUCCGCGGAUAAAAUUACCAACAUCAGCUGGUGCGGCGGAAACACCAUCCACAUCAAACACCCAGUGGACAACCACCAAAUUCCGCGUAAAUGUCUUCACUAAUAAGGAAUGGCCCAUGAUAUUUCCCCAGCGGGGCGAUGGUUUUUUCUCUCUCGGUGAAGAGCAGUCUGUCAGCCAUGUUGUGGCAUUGGCUUGGUCGCCGCAUUGCCUGGCCAAGUACAGUCGACACGUCCUCGCGGUAUUGACAAGCAAUUUGGUCCUGUCGCUCUGGGAGCUGGCGGACGGACAGUCCAAGUGGGUGCGGAGUGUAGUUGUCAAUAGUGCGUUAAAAGAUGCAUUUGGUCCAUUGUUACAAGGACAGAGUUCAAUUUUACAGCGUAAACAGCAUGUCAGGUCCUUCUGUUGGGGUCCUAAAUGCGAUGAUGAUCGUCAUGACAAGGAUGCUCCACACGGGCAUCCUGCCUAUCGAAAUAUGUCUCUACUCGUUGUGGCGAAUGAUAUGAACGACAUAACUUUGAUUAGAGUUAGAAAUGACCGCCGGGGAUUAGACGCGAAGACCCGACGAAAGUUAUGGGUUGAGAUUAUUUCCCAUAAUGAGGUAUCCCCGCCGACUGCGGCAUAUCCUCGUGUACAACCUGGUUCCCUUCUGAGUCAACCGAUGAGAUCAGUACACAUCAUAUCUCACAUUGCGUGGGGCUCCCCGCGACAGAGUUUGGACGAUCAGGGGAAGCCUAGACAUACUUCUCCAAUUGCAAUUAUACAAGCUACUGAGGUUAAGGUUUUUCUGUUACAUGCAAAGUUUGAAGAACUGGGAGGAGAGGAAGAAGGAAAUAAUACGGAUGCCAGACUGGAUUUACUGUUGAGUGAAGCUAUCCCUAUCUCUCAAGAAGAUCAGUUUCAGCGUAUGAGCUUCCAUGGCCCUCUACGUUGGGUCGACUUUGCGGACCUUGAAAAUUCACCAUCAUUAUGCUUGGCUGUUGGAUAUCUUGGGGGAUAUGUUGUGAUUACACUUGACGACCUGUUCGUCUCAGAGUCAAUUGGGAGACAGCAGUGCACGCCGACGAUAUCAUUCCACCACGCACUACGUGCAGACAUAGCAGAAGAUAACAGCUUACUAGAAUGGGAGCCCAUUACUGCCAUAACUUCCACAACGGACACCCAAUCGCAUACCCCUGUCCUACACGUCGCCCAUUAUUCAUCAUCCCUCCGCUCUUUACCACUGCCAGCGACCCAAACUCAAGACGUUACUAUGAGCAAUGAUGGCCAUUCGGGCAACCCGCAGAGUGCCGAUCUUCACAGCCAGAUCGAAGGCUUCCGCAGCCGAUUCGACCUUGACCACGACCUGGGUGGAAUGUCCGUCGCCAGGAUAUGGGGCAUGACUAGCCAUCGAGGCUGGGUUGCAGCGUGCUUCACAGUCCAUCCCAGCGACAUGGUUGAAUAUAUCACCACGGCGCGUGAACGCUCGAGGAUAGUCUUUGCGCACCCACAACCCGCGGAGGGUGGGAGCGGGGAGCCCCGCGAGGCUGUCUCAGCAACGUUGCCUUGGGAUAUUCCUCCACAAUUAACACCUAAGCACACGAGAGCUGCCCGCGCAAGGGUCCUAUCGUUCACCCUACAUGGGAACCAUAGAGAUAUACCGAAUGACCCCUGGGAAAGAAAGCUCAAAUACGCUGCUAUCUGCUGCCUCGCUACAGAUCAAUACCCCGCGGAUGACCCUCCUGUGCUGGAAGCUGCCAAAUCAGCGGCGCAGUGGCUAUCUGAUACAUUAAACCUCGACUUAUCGCUGGAGUUAUCCCUUAUAGACGAAAAGCUCCAGCCGCAAAUCCAACAUCCCUCAGAGCCCUCAACUGGUCCGGAAACGAGCAAACAGAUACCCGGUAAACCCCGCGAAGCCCAAGCGGAGGCUGGUCAUGAUGUAUUUGAAUUCUGCAAUAUAUGCGGGAGCGGUAUUGACUGGUACUCUGCUGAAGAGUCCCAGUGCACGGAGGGGCAUAUGUUCGCCCGAUGCGGAUUGACGUUUCUCUCCAUCCAGGACCCGUCGAUUUCCAAGCGUUGUUCAGUGUGUGGUGGCGAAGUCUUGGAUGCGGAGCUUGCCGAAGUCCCUAGUGUGAUUGAGCCAGAGAUGGAGACGGCGGGUGAGUCUCAGGCUCAGUGCCAAGAGCGGCGGUUGCUAGAUAUACUCUGUGAGACUUUCGACACAUGCAUAUACUGUGGUGGGAAGUUUAGGGAGUAAGUUAGAGUGGUAGACUGGGACAUAAAAUAGGAGAAGGAAACGCGACUGAGAGGGUGUGUGAGAGAUAGUGGUAUCGCUGCACUAAUAGUAAUUUUGGUAAAUUUUACUUGCGCUGUGCCAACGUUUACCAUGUGCCUGUUGUUAAAACCGCCCUACACACUGGCAUGCAACAAAAAAACAAAAAAUCCCAUGCACGAAUGUUUAACCAAUGAACCAACCCAAUACGGCAUGAUCUAUAUAUGUGCUCUAUGGCAGAAGGUAACAGUAAUUUGAAAACACCGGACGAGGAACGAUAAACAGUAAGGAAACAGAACAAAAGUCGUGGAAUCUGUACAUGUACAAGGUUUAGGAGAGGAAAAGGAUAAAAUGUAAAUACAAAAAAGAGCAAGGAAUGUCUACAACAAACUCCGCUUUCAGGGGGCUGAGUUCUCUCAACCCCGCAUCAUGGAAACGAGGAAGGCAGGAAGACAUAUUUACCAGAGAAAUGGUGCUCAGGAUUUGAUGUGUGAUAGAUAUAUGUUCGCAGCUUAAUAUGCGUGGGUAUCAUAGCUCCACCUCUUCAUUGUGGAGCACAG